Molecule: messenger RNA, 1293 nt
Organism: Miscanthus lutarioriparius
Lineage: Eukaryota; Viridiplantae; Streptophyta; Magnoliopsida; Poales; Poaceae
Source: the annotation of a GenBank genome assembly
AUGCUCAGCUUUAUUGGCGCCACCAUUUGGUUCGUCAAGAAAAAGCGCCGGCGCAUAGAGCCCCCGGCAGCACUGCCUAUACAGCAACCAGCUCCACCACCACCGCCCAAUUACAUUCCAUCUUCGGCUGGAUCCUCACUAGCUUCAGACGGGUUCUACUUGAGAUCGCCAGGGUAUCCUUUCAUGAGGUACAGCACCGGGAGCCAUGGUUUUCCAUACUCUCCAGCGGACUCUGGGAUUGGGUAUUCCCAUAUGCUGUUCACACCAGAGAAUUUGGCAGCUAUCACAGAUGACUUUGCAGAAGAGAACCUUUUGGGAGAAGGUGGAUUUGGGUGUGUGUUCAAGGGCAUUUUGCCAGAUGGUCGCCCAGUCGCCGUCAAGAAGCUCAAGAUUGGGAAUGGGCAAGGCGAGCGUGAGUUCAAGGCUGAGGUCGAUAUUAUCAGCAGAGUACAUCAUAGGCAUUUGGUUUCUCUAGUAGGCUAUUGCAUUGCGGAGGGCCAGCGAAUGCUUGUUUAUGAUUUUGUUCCCAACAACACACUUUAUUACCACCUCCAUGUAAGUGAAGCAUCACUGGAUUGGCGGACAAGGGUUAAGAUUGCAGCUGGAGCAGCCCGAGGGAUUGGUUACCUCCAUGAAGAUUGUCAUCCACGUAUUAUUCAUAGAGAUAUUAAAUCAUCCAAUAUUCUGUUGGAUAACAACUUCGAAGCUCAGGUUUCUGAUUUUGGACUUGCAAGGUUAGCUGCCGAUUCCAAUACACAUGUUACCACACGUGUCAUGGGGACAUUUGGGUAUUUGGCUCCAGAGUAUGCAUUGUCAGGCAAGUUAACAGCAAAGUCUGAUGUAUAUUCUUUUGGGGUUGUUCUUUUGGAGCUUAUUACAGGAAGAAAACCUGUUGAUGCUUCUCAGCCGUUGGGAGAUGAAAGUCUGGUCGAAUGGGUUCUAAUGCUCGCCCAGCUUCUGAUGAAGGCAAUCGAGCAUCGGGAGUUUGGGGACCUUCCUGACCCUAGGAUGGAAAACAGGUUCGAUGAAAACGAGAUGUUUCAUAUGAUAGGAGCCGCAGCUGCAUGCAUUCGGCAUUCUGCAGCAAUAAGGCCACGGAUGGGGCAGGUGGUUAGAGCACUAGAUAGUUUAGCAGACUCUAAUUUGAACAAUGGCCUUCAACCCGGACGCAGCGAGGUAUUCCUAGAGCCACAAUCCGAGGAGAUUAGAUUGUUCCAGUUGAGGGAAUUCGGCAGCCGGGAUUGUAGCGACGAGUUGAGCCAAGCAAGCUGGAGAAGCCGAAGAGAUUUGUGA